Molecule: messenger RNA, 6099 nt
Organism: Equus caballus (horse)
Lineage: Eukaryota; Metazoa; Chordata; Mammalia; Perissodactyla; Equidae
Source: RefSeq, a predicted model, not a curated record
ACCUUCCGGCUCUAAGAGCGCCUCCCACGGCGUCCUUAGCAACCGGUCUCGGUCCCCAGCGACCCUGCGUGCCGCGCUGCAGAUGAACCGCCCAGCACCCAGCCAGCUUGCUGGAGGCACUUCAUGAGCUGAAACAUCUCUCUUCAAUGUGUAAACAGUCUUUGUUUUGAUACUGCUCAUAAAUUUUAGGUUCAAGGUUUGUGAUCUGUGACUAUACCUGUUAACAAAGCACCUGUGAUUAAUAAACUUGGAGUAAUGUCUUCCUUUCCUGAAACACUCUUGAGGUUUAAUUUUCAAGAUUUAAGGAAAACAGGGAGUAACACAUCAAAGCCAUUGUUUUCAGUCACAAAAGAAUUCAUCAGGAGAUUCAACCAAACAAAAAAUCCAAAAGAGAAGGAAGAAAUUUUGGAACAAGCUAGAAAAAACAUUCUCAGAUGUAAGAGAAAAUUGGGUCUCGGAACCUUAGGCGCUGGGAGGCAAGUUCAUCUUCCUACAGCAUGGACUGAAGUGGUAUAUCUGGCUCAGUGCAAAGGAGAAAUCCAAGACGAAGCUUUAAAUAUGCUUUAUGCUUCCCUGGACCAUGCUUCUUUUGAUUAUGAUCAUCUGCCUGCCUUAUUUUUUGUUGCGGAAUCAGUUUUAUAUAGACUCUGUUGUGAUGCAUUCCUAAGGACGUACUUAUAUUCACUUGAAAUAAAGCUGGCAAAGAUUGGCUAUUUGGUCUUUUUACGACUUUUUAUAUAUUUCCUGCAUGGUCACCUAGAAAGUUUUAAACAACAUUUACUUAGACUUCAACCAUAUUUAUACGCACUUUCUUUCUCUGGAGAAUUAUAUUGCAAUUAUCCAAACAUCUUUUCAAAUGUUCAAUUCAUUCUGAAAACCAUGGAAAUUAUAUGUAAAAGAGGAUUUAUUUCUGAAUCAGUUUUUGGCCCUGUGGAAAUCAAGAAAGGAUAUGAUAACAUAGAUUCUGAUAUGAAACAUAAGCAAUUUAAUCGAGGAGGAUAUGAAGUUAACCCCCUGCUCUGGCACUGUGUUGCUGCCUGGUCUUGUGUUCAGAAGAACAGUCCUCAGUUGAAUAAGGUGCUUGAACAUCUCAUCUUUCAUAAAACCCAGCUUCAAAAGCAACGCUGGUUGGAUUCAGUGCUGGCUUUGUUGGUCCUUGGGGAGACUGCCAAAUUAAACAUGCCCUGCUUGAAAGCUUUAAUGGAACUGAUGAGAGAUUUUCUUUUAAGCAUUAUGUCUGUUCAGAAGCAGGAGCAAACCUGCAAGGUAAACAAUUUUUCCUGGGCCUGGAAUGUCGUCUACAUGUAUACAACAAUUCUUGCAGAAAUCUGCUUGUAUGCGGCCACUUCUAAUUUGCGAAAAACUGCUUUAAUUGGUUUCUGUGACUGUAAAAGUUCACAGAAAAUUUUUUUACCCAUGGACAAAUCGAAAGAACAGCCAGAAUUAAGGGAAACAAGUAUUUUAGGUCUUUUGGAAUAUUUCUCUUCAAAAAUGUCAGAUAAGUGUUGUCAAGUGAUAUGGACUGGAUACUACGGUUUAGUGUACAACUUGGUGAAAAUGUUGCGGGAACUUCGGGGAGAUGAGGAACAGGAUGGACUUAGAAAUGUAAUCUGGCAAACAUUGCAGAAAAUAAAGGAUCACGAGAAGGACGCGCGAGUCUGUAAUGCAACAAACAUAGCUCAGGCUGAGUUAAAUGACACAACUGAUCCUUUCACUAGUUACAAUACAAAAGUUUCAUCAAAUGUAGGGGAUGAAAUUUUCUCCAAAUAUAUAGGAUGGAGAGUUGCCAACACGCUUUCCAAACUGUUCUUCCCCUCCCCUGAUGCCUGUGUUCUUCCUUUAAAAAAACCCUUGAUAAAACGGGAUCAAGUGAAACGUCUGAAUAAAAAGGAUCCCAUGAAGAAGAGAGUUCUACAUUCUACUGUAAGGCUGGACUUGGUGAUUCACCUCUAAUGAACAGAAUAUGGCAGAAGUGAGGAGAUGCUACUUCCAACGUUAGGUUACAAAAAGAUAGUGGCUUCUGAGUUGGGGACUCUCUCUCACUUACUAUGAGGUAAAUCAACUGCCAUAUUGCCCCAAGGGGAGGCUUGAGUGGCAAGAAACUGAUGUCUCUGACCAACAGCCAGCAAAGACUGAGGCUUGCCAUCAGUCAUAUGAAAAAGCUUGAAAUCGGAUCCUCCUCCACUUGAGCUUUGAGAUGUCUGCAGCCUCUGCCAACAUCUUGGUUUCAGUGUUGUGAGAGACCUUGAGUCAAAGGCCGUGCCCAAAUUCCUGACCCAGAAAAACUGUGAGAUGAUGGAUGUUUGUUGUUUUAAGCUGCUAAUUUUGGAGUAAUUUGUUACCCAGCAAUGUGUAACUAAUAUAAUCACUACCCAGUCACUCCAUGAUGAGGGCCAUUAUACAACAAGACCAAAAACCCACCCAAAGCUUCCCAUUACCUUUUUACUAUCGUGCUUUUCAACACAAAUAAUUGAGAAAAGGGGCAUGAGGAAAAUUUGGGGAAUGAUAGGUAUGUUCAUUUUCUUGAACAUGAUAGUUCCAUGAGUAUAUAUGUGAAGAUGUAUCAAAUUAUAUAUUUUAAACAUAUCCAAUUUGUUGUGUGUUAAUUAUACCUCAAUAAAGCUGUUAAAAUAUGAAUGGAGAUCUAAUAUUCACCAAAUAUUUGAAAAAAGUCUCCAACAUAAUAGACAGAGACCCUAACAAAUAAAAAGUAAAAGUCACCUAGAGAAAACUGAAAGAGUGCAGAAGAACAGAAGAAAAAUUAAAAAAAUAGAUAAUUACCUUCUGAAAAAUAAAUGAAAAUUUUUUCAUCCAUGAAAAAGGUAGGCUAUAAAAGAAUAGCAUAAGAAUAAGAAAGAAAGAGCUCUUGGAAAUUAAAAACAUAAUAGUGGAAACUGAAAAUUCAACAGAAGGUUUUGGAGAUAAAGUUGAAGAGAUCUCUCAGAAAGUAGAAUAAAGACAAAGAGGAGGAAAACAGGAACAAGAAGAUAAGAAAAUGAGAGACACCGUUCCAGAGGUUUAACAUUAGAAUAAAGGGAAUGCCAAGAAAAAAAAAGAACAAGGAAGACAGAAGGUAAUUAUUUAUCAAUGAAAAAACUUUUUUUAAUUUGAAGAACCAAAGAUGAUUUUAUACAAUUAAGGGGCCCAAAUAGCGACCAAGUAAUAAAUUUAAAACAUUUAUUUAUUUAUUAUUAAAAUUUAAUAAGGCACUUCGUAUUAAUUAUUCAUUACUAUGUAACAAAUGCCUACAAAAUGUAAUAACUAAAAACAACAUACAUUUAUCAUCUCACGGUUUCACUGAGUCAGGAAUCCAGACAAACUUAGCUGAGUUCACUGAUUCAGGGUCUCUCACAAGGCUGCAGUCAAGGUGUUGGCCAAGACUAGAGUUUCAUCUGACUGCAAACUGGAGAAAACUCUACUUCCAAGAUCACAAAUUCUUGGCAGGAUUCAAUUCCUUGUGGGCGAUUAGACUGAGAAUCUCAGCAAUUUGUUUGCUGUUUGCCACAGACCAUUCUAGUCACUUGCCUUGUAGGCCUCUCAAAUAUGGCAACUUGAUUUAUCAAAGCAUAAAUGCCAAGAAGGCAAAAGAGAGAGUUUGCUGAUAAGACAGAAGUCACACCUAAUCAUGGAAGUGAUAGUUCAUUACCUUUGUCAUAUUCCAUUGGUUAGAAGCAAGUCAUUGGGCCAUACUAUACUCAAGAAGAGGGAAUUACACAAGGCAUGAAGCCUAGGAGGUGAGGAUUAUCAGGGGCCAUCUUGGAACUCUGUCAACCACAAAGUUCAUUGUGAAAAUUGGAAAACCAAAGAUAAAAGAAACUGAAAACUUUCGGUGACAGAAACUAUUAGCAAUCAUAAAACAUUCCAUGCGUUUCUGUUUUUCCAGAAGACUUCCUUGACGUUAUAUUAGAGUAGUGGUUCUCAGCCAGGGGUGAUUUUGCCUCCCAGGAGAUCUUGGUGAUGUUAAUAGACAUAUUUGAUUGUCACCAGUGGGACGUGUUACUGCCAUCGAGUGGACGGAAGCGAGAGAUGUUGCUAAAUAUGCUACAAUGCACAGGACAACUCCCUACAACAAACCAAUAUCUAGUCUAAAUGUUAAUAUGGCAAAGGUUUAGAAACUCUGGGUUAGAAUCAUGUAUUUUUUGCCAAGUACUAUGAGCAGAAGUGACAUGAUGAUUCUGUGCCAAAGCAAUUAAGAACUAGCAUCUUUCCUUUGCAAGUCUUUCUUCCUCUGCCAAAGUGAACUUGAAAACCACAUGUUGAGAUGGUGGCAUUACAAGAUGGGAAGAGCCUGGAUUCCUGGGUCACCAGAUGGAGGAGAGCUCCUAAUGAACUGCAUUAGAUUUUGUGUGAGCAAGAAAUAAGCAUUUGUUUUGUUACUUGAGAUUUCAGUGGUUAUCUAUUGAGAAAAUUAGCAAUAAAUCAUCUUAUUUAUAAUCUCAAAUAAUUAAAUAAUCUUAAAUAAUACAACUCCAGAGAGAAGUAACAGGUUACUACAAAGGUCUGGGAAUUAGGGAGGCAUUGGAUGCUGGAAAAGUGGUAACAGAAGCAAGAAGAUGGUCAAACAAUUGCCUCAAUACACUGAGGGGCAGUAAUAUCCACUCUAAAAUCAUAAAUAUCCCUUCCUUAGUAUUUAAAUAUAUUUCAUUGAUAAUAUUUGGAAAAUAGGUAAAAAGGUUUCAUAUAAAAAUUUAUCUGAAUCUAUUCUGUUCUUCAAGUUGGUUAGAGUUCAAAUAACAAAUGGCACUUGAAUAUUUUCCUGCCUCAGUUUAUUAAAUGUGAGAGUAGAAAAAGACAUUUUCAAGUUAUACUUCUAUUCACCAUUUCUUAGGAAGAUUCUUAAAAAUAUCUUCCCCCAAAAGAGGGAAUAAAUAAAGAAAAAGCAAUAUAGUAGGCUCAGAAAACACUGGUCCCGACAGAGAACAGUGUUGAGGAGUGUUCCCAGGAUGACAGUGACGCUGCAGGCCUAGAUUCAACCAGUUCGAAUUGGUGUAGGAAGACACUUAAACUCAACAUGUUCAAAACUGAAGUUAUCACUUGUUCUCCACCCAACCUCAAAGGGCUCUUUGAUACAUGUGCUCACUUAAGUCAAUAUGCACCCUUCUUCUCAGUAACACUACACUAACUCCUACUUAUCCCUCCAGAUUUGUUUCAGAAGUGUUCCUGGAGCCAUACCUCUUCCUGGGGCACAUUAUGUUUUCUCCUUCCUUGUGAAACCAUCUUCAUAAGUUUCUAUAAGCUGCCUUUAAAGAAACUUAAACACCCUUUGCUAUGUCUUUUGGCAUGUUUCAGUCAAUUACAUCACAAUCCUGUUAUCAUAACCACACAGGUUAGUGUUUAAAAUGAGACUGAUGAAAAGACCUCAGACUCUGAUGGCUAAAUUGAUUUAGGAGAUUGUAAAUAAACUGAAAUAGAACAUGAAUCUGCAAUGUUAGUGUGGCAGAGGACUAUCCUUGGCCUAGGGCUGCAAAAUUGUUGUCUGGGAAUGCAGGAAGAAUUGUUUCAGUGGAACAUGUCCAUUAGACAUUUUGACUCAAUGGAUUGAAAAGAAAUUAAAAUUCAAAUAGUCUUGACUUUGAGUUCCUUAGUUCCUUCUGUAAGCUCUAGUCAAUGUGAAAGUGACACCUGAAACUUUCUGGUAGGCACUGUAUAGGAAACCGCCAGAUCAAUAGUCUGUCUGGCAAGGAAAAGUUAGACUGAAACUGUAGAAGCAGAUGUCUGAGACAGAGCCCCUGGGAUGGGAUCAUUGGGAAUGGCAGAAGCCCAAGGACCCUGGAGCCUCCUUCAUCGGCAGUUUUUUAUGCCAGGCAGAAAUGGGAUCCUGCCCAGGCUGUGCAGAUGAUGGAAGGGUGAAAGCAGAAAAAUUUUUAACUCAAACUGAGCAGACUGUAUACAUAGAAUGUUUUGCACUGCAGGAACUACAAAACUAGGGCAAUUAAAUAGGUACCAGAUAUUUUAAAUGUGGGAUCAGGUAGUGGUAAUAGAAAUAAUUGAGUACCAGCUCUUUCUUUACUGAUCAAAUGGGAUAUCAAAAAUUAUCUUGAAACAAAUGAAAAUGGAAGCAAAACAUACCAAAACUUAUGGGAUGCAGCAAAAGCAGCU